Molecule: messenger RNA, 1261 nt
Organism: Camelus dromedarius (Arabian camel)
Lineage: Eukaryota; Metazoa; Chordata; Mammalia; Artiodactyla; Camelidae
Product: olfactory receptor 6B1
Biological process (GO): G protein-coupled receptor signaling pathway
Cellular component (GO): membrane
Molecular function (GO): G protein-coupled receptor activity; olfactory receptor activity
Source: RefSeq, a predicted model, not a curated record
AUGGAUGAGGACAGGGACGUGCCCAGACACACAGGGGUGCUCAGAAGUGACCUCCCUGCCAGGGCGGCUCUGAGCAACUCCUCCGAGACCUUGGUGACAGAGUUCAUCUUGCUGAGCUUCCCAGAGCUGUGCCAUCUGCAGGCCCUGCUGUUCGGGUCAUUCCUCACCAUCUAUGUGGUGACUGUCCUGGAGAACCUGGUCAUUGUGGUGACUGUCGGAGCCAACCACCAAUUGCACACACCCAUGUACUUCUUCCUGGCCAACCUGUCGGUGCUGGAGACCCUGUACACCUCAGUCACCGUCCCCAAGCUGCUGGCCGGCCUCCUGGCUUGGGCGAGGACCAUCUCCUUCUCGGGGUGCCUCACCCAGCUGUUCCUCUUCCUCUCCCUGGGCUCCUCCGAGUGCUUCCUCUUGGCUACCAUGGCCUGUGACCGGUACCUGGCCAUCUGUUGCCCGCUGCACUAUGCGGCCAUCAUGGACUGGAGGCUCUGCCUGAGCCUGGCCCUUAGCGCCUGGCUGGGUGGCUUCCUGGCCUCCUUCGUGUCCACGGCUCUCAUCUCCCGCCUCAGGUUCUGCGGCCCCAAUGUCCUCAACCACUUCUUCUGUGACAUCUCACCCCCGCUGCAGCUCUCCUGCUCAGACACCACCACCAUCGAAGUGCUGGACUUCAUAGCAGCCCUGGCUGUGCUUGCAACCUCCCUGCUGGUGACCAUGGUCUCCUACGCCUGCAUCCUGGCCACAGUGCUGAGGAUCCCAGGAAGGGCCGGCUGCCAGAAGGCCUUCUCCACCUGUGCUUCUCACCUGGUGGUCGUGGCCAUCUUCUACACCACCACCAUCUUCAUGUAUGCCCGGCCUCGUGCCGUCAGCUCCUUUGACCUCAACAAGCUGGUGUCCGUGGUCUAUUCGGUUGUGACCCCACUGCUCAACCCCAUCAUCUACUGCCUGCGGAACCGUGACAUCAGGGAGGCCCUGGCCAAACUCCACCGGACUCCCUGAGCACCAGCAGCAGGAGAAUUUCAAAUCCCUCCUCUGCCAUCUGCUCACGAACACCAGCCCACACCAGGCAGGCCAUGACCCCCUCCCACCCGCGUGCACGGCCAGCUCCUCUCCUCCCCUCACCCUGGGACGGGAGCACAGUGGCAGCGGCUGAAGCUCCAAAGGUUCUUGCCUCCUCUCCAGGGAGCUUCAGCACCGGAGCAGGGGACAGCUCCUGAGCAGCGAGGCGCUUGAUCUCCAGCUCCCGGGAAGGUCCCGCUCCACC